UAAUGGCGAUAUCUAUAGACUUUUAAGGUUAAAUCAUUGUUGACGUUUUAUUCCUUUUUUUUAAUAUCUAAAUGUCAGUGAAAAGAUUAAAAAUAAAACUUUUAGAUACCAAUCCUUAUAUGUGAUGGACAUUGGUUAUGAUACUUUAAAGCAAUCGUGAGUAAAACAGCUUCUAUUUCUCUUUUAUCAACAGAAUGCGGAAAUGUGUUGCCCAUAACCCCUAUUAAGUAAACAAAACUUCAUGCAGAACAGAACUGUCUAGUUGCUAUUGGCUUUAGUGUGAUAUCCUGGAGGGAGGAGCUGUUUGGUUCUACUGAAACGAAUGAUAGCUAAAUGUGUUGGGGAAGAUACUGCAAAACAUGCUUUAUUGCCAACAGAAGAGCAAAGUACAAUAUAUGGGGCUUUAGAAGUAGAGCAACUGGUUCUUUACAGUUCCUGUCAUAACUUUUAUCGGUCGAGUGUUUCUACAGAGGAUUGUUUACAGUCAUGGCAGACGCUCUGUCCUUCCUGGAAGAGGAUUUGACCUGUCUCAUCUGUUGUGAUAUCUUCACCGAUCCGGUCACUCUGAAAUGUAGCCACAGUUUGUGUGAGGAAUGUCUCCAGCGUUUCUGGAGAACUCAGGACGUGCCGCAGUGUCCGGUCUGUCGGAAGAAAUGCUCACAAGACGAGCCCACCAAGAGCCUGGCGUUCAGAGCGCUCUGUGAGUCCUUCAAGAAGAGAAAACCCACAGCUGUUUCAGGAGAUGUUUGUCCAGAACAUAAAGAGGCUCUCAAACUCUUCUGCUUUGAGGACCAGCAGCCCAUCUGUGUCGUCUGUUACACAUCAAAGAAGCAUGAAAAUCACAAGUGUUCUCCUCUCGAGGAGGCUGCAGGGAGCUUAAAGGAGGAGCUCAAGACUCAAAUGGACAGACUUCAGGCAACACUCGCUGACCUCAAGAAAGCCCGUGAGAACUGCGUCAAACAGGCUGAGCUCAUUAAGGUGCUGUAUUUGGUUAGUGUUGUAAGACUUGUGAAGAUUAUGUUAACAAAAAGGGUUCUUAAACUAUUUCAGGAACACAUCAGUAAGACAGAAAACCAGAUCAAGGAGGAAUUCGAGAAGCUCCAUCAGUUUCUUAGAGAGGAGGAGGAGAAACACAUCAGAUCAUUCCAGAAAGAAAUGCGACCUCAAGAUGAGAAACUCGAGGCCAAAUUGGAGGAGCUGUCCAAACAGAUAUCGGAUCUGUCUGAGUGUAUGGCAGCAGUCUGGCAGGACAUGGAAGUUGAAAACAUCUCAUUUACCCAGAAUUACAAUGAUACAUUAAAAAGACUCCAGCACCCAUCAGUACCAAACACGUCCCCAGAACUACAGGAAUAUCAGCACUAUCCCACUCAGACCGUGAUCUUCACCACUUGGGCCAGAAUGCAGAACCUUGUGCAACAGCCUCCUGUGACUCUGGAUCCAGACACAGCAUCCAGUAAACUGCAGGUGUCGGAGGACUGCACCACUGUUGAAUACGUAGAAACGAAAAUGCAUGUGUCCAAUAACCCAAAGAGGCUUUCUGUGGGAGUGCUGGCCUCACAGGGCUUCAGCUCAGGUGUGCACUGCUGGGACGUAGAGGUGGAAGAAAAUUACCACUGGACACUAGGAGUGGUGGGAGAGACGGUGAACCGCAAAAAACUUUACAAAAUGGAUCCGAAGAGUCGUUUUUGGUGUUUUCGUUAUGUAGAUUUGACAUACAAGAAAGGUAAUAAACCUGUAAAAAGCAUUGAUGAUGAUGAUGAUGAUGAGAGGCCAAAUGUCAUCAGACUGCAGCUGGACUUUGAUAAAGGAGAGCUGAAAUUCAUUGAGCCCUUCAGAAACAGGGUUUUGUGCACCUACACGGGUGGAUUUCCAGAGAAGGUGUUCCCAUAUUUCUGCACUGGAGAUUUUCUCAAGCCACUAAAUCUUUUUCCGGCAAACAAACAAAAUUAAUAACAUGAUGUUUUUUUCCCUGCAUUAUAAAGUAAGUGACUGUUGAUAUUGACGGCCCUGCCGAAAAAAACCCACCAUAGAUGGACAUCAGUAUUUUGUGUUUUGUACCAUCUUUCUUUAAACAAAGGCGGUUUGGUUUGAUAAAUUAUCAGAUACUAUGGCCGUAUACAUUUAUGAGUGGCUUAGUAGUUGGUGUCUUGAAUAAGGAUGAUUGACACAUUCAAAUAUGACUUAUGCUUAUGUGUAUGAUAUUUGUCUUUAAAUAACUGAAGUAGUCAGACUUUAUGCAUAUCCUAUGUUUUUACAUAUACUUGUAAUAAUAUAUAUUAUGCAGAAGGUCUAGGGGUUUUGGCUCUGUGAGAUGGCCUUUACAGAAAAACCUUUAUUCUCUUUUAACCACUGUCUGGAGUUAAAGCCAAGUUCAUAUUUCUGUCUAGCCAAAAGCGAGCGGCCAGUAAAUAACAGAAAAGGGGAUGUGAAACUACCCAUAUGUAUGUUUAGGCUGAGUUAGCAGUCACACUUUGGACUAUGAUAGAUUUCUGCCCUUUUAAUGCGUGGCAACAGCUUUAUGUUAAUUGUUAUAUUUAGACUUUGUAAGGGUAUAAAAGAUGUACUGCACCCCUCCUAGUUAGUGUGCACGCUCUCUCUUUUCUUGUCUUCUUUGAUACUUCAGGCUUCACUCUUCUAUGGAAGUUUUUUCCUAACAAAAUUAAAAUGAAAAUUCAAAUGCCUGAAAAGAUCAAAUAAUAAAUCAAACUCUCAAAACAACUACUCAAAUGAUAAAUCAAAUGCUCAAACUAUCAAAUGAUAAAUCAAACUAUCAAAAUGGCUUCUCAAAUGAGAAAUCAAAUGCUCAAAUGUAUUUGAUAUUUAAUUUUCAUGAUCAACUCAGUAUAAACCUGUCAUAAUUAAAUGAUAAAUCAAAUGCUCAAACCAACAUCGCAAACGGCAAAUCAAAUGCUCAGAUUUGCUCAAACGGAAACCGAAAAUGGCCAUUGAUAAAUUAAGCCUAUAAAACCUAAACGAAAACUCAAAACUUGGUGAAAACGUGUCAGAUGACUCUGAACAGCCAUGCAACGUUUCAUGGAGAUCUGACCUUAGUUGGCGCUAUAACAGUUAAAAAGGCCUCAAAAACACAAUAUUUCUGUAUAAAAUGACCUCAAAUUGUAGAACAUGUUCAUACAUUAACACUAGAUCUUCAUAACAUAUGAUAGAGCUCCUCAUUGUGAACAACUUUGCCUCUAGGACUAAUGUUGUCAAUCAAAUCGUUCAUUAGUUAUUCUCAAUGAUGUUGAAAACCUACUUUUGCGAACUAGUCCCUGGUUUCUCGCUCGAUCUCAAUCAAACCACUAUAGUAAUGUUCUCUGGACUCUCUAGAUCAAUAAUUAUAAAAAAAAUGUUGAAUGUUGUCAUUUGGUAAGCUGUAACAGGGUCAUUAAUAAAAGGGUGUAGCCAAAUAUACCCAGAAAACACUGUUGUAUGAGAAAUUGCUAUUUAUAACCACUAGAUGGCAGCGGAAGACCACUAAUGGGCUUAUUAAACUCUCAAACAGAACUGUUCAUAGCUUUUCUCAUGGAGAUAUUAUAAAAUCACUGUUAUAACAUUUAAAAUCACAUUUAAUUCAAGUUUACCAUUUUGUCAGUUUUUACAAUUUUGCCAUAUUAUGAUCAAAGAAAUAUAGACUCUUAAAAAAAGAAGACUUGCAAAAACUAUUGUCAACUAUAAUUUAUUUCAAAUAUCUAUAUCUGCAACAAAAUGUGUGUGCAUGUAUGUCUUUGUAUGUGUGUGUCUGUUUCUGUAAGCAUGCUUAUUGAGGCUUAAUAUAACAGUUUAACCUUUUCAUGUUUGUGAGUAUGUGUUAUUUGGCAAAAAAUAAAGGGUGGCGGUUGCAAACCUGAACGAGUUACUGAGGCAACUGCAGGUACAAAGAGUCAGGAGAAAGCAAGUUACUCAACAGUGGAUGAGGUACCCAGUUCUGCCUUAAAGCUCCGCCCACGCUAGUUGAUUGGCACUCGUCAUUUGCAUUUGAUUUAUCAGUGGCCGUUUUCGGUUUCCGUUGGAGCAAACAAUCUGAGCAUUUGAUUUGCCGUUUGCGAUGUUGGUUUGAGCAUUUGAUUUAUAGUUUGAACAUUUGAUUUAUCAUUUAAUUAUGACAGGUUUAUACUGAGUUGAUCAUG
Messenger RNA from Onychostoma macrolepis, 4127 nucleotides. RefSeq names its product zinc-binding protein A33-like. The coding region runs from base 487 to 1950 and encodes 487 amino acids. Gene Ontology annotation, molecular function: zinc ion binding; protein binding. The transcript is spliced from 5 exons. The record is from RefSeq and is a predicted model, not a curated record. Lineage: Eukaryota; Metazoa; Chordata; Actinopteri; Cypriniformes; Cyprinidae.